UCUUUUUCGAAUCACCCCAUCGAGCACCUUGAAGCACAGAAGAUUUAUACAUCCAUCUUUUCACUGAUCAGUUUUCUUCCAUAAGGAAAAACAAAAUGGCAGUUCAAGAUUCAGCUUUUUUCACAUCUACUACCAAUCGCAUCAACUCUGCCAAUUACCAUCCUGCAAUCUGGGGAGAUUAUUUUCUCACACCUGUUUCUGACUCCAAGACAACAGAUACUUCAAUCCAACAGCCAUUCGAAGUACUGAAACAGGAAGUAAGAAGGAUGCUAAGAGAUGAUAGUGAUGAGUCUUCCCAGAAAUUGCACUUGAUUAAUAGAAUACAACGUUUAGGCGUUGCUUACCAUUUUACGAGUGAGAUUGAAGAUGCAUUAGAAAAAAUCUGCCAUGACUAUUCCAGUGAUGGGAAUGAUCUGUAUACUGCUGCUCUUUGGUUUCGACUUCUUAGACAGCAAGGGAUUAAAGUUUCAUCUGAUAUAUUCGCAAAAUUCAAAGACAGUGAAGGGGAGUUCAAGGAGUCCUUGAAACAAGAUGUGGAUGGCAUGCUAAGUUUAUAUGAGGCUGCACAUCUUGGAAUACGAGGAGAGGACAUAUUGGACGAAGCCAUAGCUUUCACUACCGCAAACCUUUACUCAUUAUUGCCUCAAUUAAGCCCUCAUCUUGCACAGCAGGUGAGCCAUGCCCUGAACCGCCCCAUUCACAGAUGUCUGCCAAGGUUAGAGGCAAGGCACUAUAUUGACGCCUACAAAUGGGAUAAAUCAUACAACACAACAUUAUUAGAGUUUGCCAAGUUAGAUUUCAACAGGUUGCAGGAAGUGCAUCAGAAGGAACUAAAUGGCAUCACAGAGUGGUGGAAGAAUUUGGAUUUCGCAGCAAAGCUGCCCUAUGCAAGGGACAGACUUGUGGAGUGCUUUUUCUUAAGUGUUGGAGUGUACUUUGAGCCCCAAUAUUCAAUUGCAAGGAAGAACCUGGCUAAAGUGAUGUCCAUGGCAACCAUUUUAGAUGAUACUUAUGAUAACUAUGCUACAUGUGAAGAACUUGAGCUCUUUACAGAUGCUAUAGAACGGUGGGAUAUUAAGGCCAUUGACACGCUUCCAGAGUACAUGAAAAUGAUUUAUGCCUCUAUGCUUGAUCUCUACAAUGAAAUUGAAGAGAGCAUUGCUGAAGAAGGAAGCUCAUACUGUGUGCAUUAUGCAAAAGAAGCUAUAAAGAGAAUGUUGCGAAGCUACUUAGCAGAAGCGAAGUGGCGCAAUGAAGGCUAUGUUCCAACAAUGGAGGAGUAUUUACAAGUAUCGCAUUAUCCAAUGGUUACAACAACAUCCUUCCUCAGCAUGGGGAAAGUAGCAACAACGGAUGCCUUUGAGUGGGUGUCCAAUGACCCUAAGAUUAUUAGAGCUUUAUCACUCUUGUGCAGGCUCAUGAACGACAUUGUAUCCCAUGAGUUCGAGAAGAACAGAGAACAUGCCCCAUCAAGUGUUGAAUGCUACAUGAAGCAGCACGGAGUUUCAGAAGAAGAGACAGUUAAAUUGUUUCGAGAAGAGAUUGCAAAUGCAUGGAAAGAUAUCAAUGAGGAGUGGCUGAAACCAACCCCAGCUCCAAGGCCCCUUUUGGAGAGAAUUAUGAAUCUUGCACGUGCAAUGGAUGUCAUCUACAAGGAUGGCGAUGGAUUCACAAACUCUUACAUUUUGAAGGACUAUGUUGCCUCAUUGCUUAAGGACCCUGUGCUCUGAACUGCGUUAUACCAUUUCUCUAGCAAUCUAUAAUUAUAUUGGAUAAAAAAAAGUACGAAGGCGUUUAAAAAAUUUGGAUAAUAAAGGCGAUUGCUAAAUAGCAAUCUAUAAUUAUAUUGGAUAAAAAAAAAAUGUAUGAAGGUGUUUAAAAAAUUUGAAUAAUAAAGGCCAUUGCUAUAUA
Messenger RNA from Hevea brasiliensis (rubber tree), 1911 nucleotides. RefSeq names its product alpha-copaene synthase. The record is from RefSeq and is a predicted model, not a curated record. Lineage: Eukaryota; Viridiplantae; Streptophyta; Magnoliopsida; Malpighiales; Euphorbiaceae. Gene Ontology annotation, molecular function: terpene synthase activity; magnesium ion binding. Gene Ontology annotation, biological process: diterpenoid biosynthetic process.